Adelges cooleyi (spruce gall adelgid) is the source of this 3071-nucleotide messenger RNA. Its product is annotated as pyruvate dehydrogenase phosphatase regulatory subunit, mitochondrial-like. NCBI's taxonomy places the organism in Eukaryota, Metazoa, Arthropoda, Insecta, Hemiptera, Adelgidae. The transcript has 16 exons. Gene Ontology annotation, cellular component: mitochondrial matrix; mitochondrion; cytoplasm. The coding region runs from base 192 to 2891 and encodes 899 amino acids. The record is from RefSeq and is a predicted model, not a curated record. Gene Ontology annotation, molecular function: oxidoreductase activity; protein binding.
ACAAAUUACAAGACAAAAAUAAAAAUGUUCAAUGAUUUUCAUAAUAUGUUAUUCUAAAGACUAAAAUCGAAUAGAAAGAUAGCAAUAUUAACCGAAAAUUGAAUUUAGAGUAUUAUUAUUAUUCAUUUUUAGUUGAGGAGCGACGUAUAGAAUUUUUUCUUUUGCCUGUCCAACGUCAGGGGACAAAUGGAAUGAUAAUAAAAAUGCUUCUAACGAAAUGGCAAAAGAGACUGUAUUUAAAAAAGUUGAUUCGGUCACCGGCAAUAACUGUUUUGUGCAAUAGUGGCUGUACCCGAGAGUAUUCUAAACUAUCUUAUGAUUCUGUUCUUCCUACCCAAGCACAAGUUGUAAUAUGUGGUACUGGAUUAGUAGCCAAUUCUUUGGCAUAUCAUUUAGUCGAAAAUGGCUGGUCCGACAUUGUACUUAUCGAUCAGGGAAAGCCUUGUGGAGGAACAUCACAUUUUGGUUCUGGAACAUUGGGUUUAUUUAAGCCAAUAGCAGAGCGUAACAUGAUAAUGUAUAGUAUUAAAUUGUAUAGACAGUUGGAAGCCAAAGGCUAUGAUAUUGGUUUAAAGCAAUGUGGCAGUUUGAAUUUAGCUCAAACUAAAGACAGAAUGAUUGCAUUAAAACGAAGAAUAGCUUACAGUUCCCCGACUGGAUUACACUGUGAAAUGUUGGGAAAAAACGAAUUAAAAAGACUGCAUCCAUUUCUCAAUACAGAUGAUCUUGAAGGUGGAGUUUGGGUUCCUGAAGAUGGCGUUGCAAAUCCACAAGCUAUAUGCAAAUCGUUAGCAAAAUUAGCUAGUGAAGGGGGUGCCCUCUAUGUUACCAAUUGUCGAGUGCAGAAAGUUGUUACGGAAGAGGAUCGGAUUAAAGGAGUAGAUACUAGCAGAGGAUUUAUUUAUUGUGAAUAUUUUGUUAACUGUGCAGGAAUGUGGGCCAGAGAAGUAGGAAAUUUGUGUUCACCUAGAGUUAGAGUACCCGUGUACCCGGCUGAACACUUUUAUGUGACGACUAGUCCGAUACCCGGUGUAAAUGUUAACUUACCGUGUAUAAGAGAUUUUGAUUCCCAUAUAUAUGCCCGAGAGUAUAACUCUGGUUUUCUAAUUGGAGGUUUUGAGAAAGUCGCAAAACCAGCGUUCCUCAACAUGAGAAUUAUACCUUCGGAUUGGAAAAAAGAUAUGCCCCAAGACUGGAAACAUUUCAUGCCGUAUUGGGAAAAGGCUACAUCUAGACUUCCAAUUCUUAAAGACGUAGUUUAUCCAAUGUUGUCCAAUUCUCCAGACACUUUUACACCUAAUGGCAAGUGGAUUUUAGGAGAAACCCCUGAAGUGGAUAAUUAUUUUGUGGCAGUCGGAAUGAACGGAAAUCCAUUGCAAGGAGCUGGAGGAAUAGGCAAAGCGAUGGCCGAUUGGAUUAUUGAAGGAAGACCCACACAAGAGCACAUGGCUUUUGAUGUACAACGGUUUUUAGAUUUACAUAAUAACAGAAUGUACUUACAAGAACGAACCAAAGAAGUUGUUGGCAGGCAUUAUGCUAUACCGUAUCCUCAUCAAUUUGAGUAUAAGAACGCUAGAAAAUUGCGCUGUUCACCAUUAUUUAGUGUAUUGGAAAAGCGAGGUGCAGUUUUCGGCACUCGAAUGGGAUAUGAACGUCCUUUAUAUUUUGAUUCAACGUAUAAUGGAAAAGGGACACCACCAGAAAUGCCUUUAGGUACAUUUUACAAACCUGCAUUUUUCCAAUUUAUGCUGGAAGAAUAUCACGCUUGUAGAGAAUCGGUCGGUAUUAUCGAUAUGUCUUCAUUUUCAAAAAUGAAAAUACAAAGUGGAGAUAUAACAACUGAAACGGAGUCUCAGUGCAAUGGUGUAGUCGAGUGGCUUCAGAAUUUAUGUACAAACGAUGUAAACAUACCUGUUGGUGGAAUCGUUCAUACAGGAAUGUUGAAUGAAAGAGGCGGCUAUGAAAACGACUGUUUAUUAGUUCGCGAAAGAGAAAAUCGUUAUUUAAUGGUGUCGCCUACGAGCCAACAAACGAGAGUCCUAGAUUGGCUAAAAGAUCAUUUACCUAAAGACGAAUCAAUUCAAUUAGCAGACAUCACUUCAAUGUAUACUGUCGUCAAUGUGAUCGGCCCUAAAGCUGGUGCUCUUAUAUCAGAAUUAUCGCUGUCUGAUGCCGAUGUUAACUUACAACCUUUUACGUUUAAGACAGUUAACAUUGGUUAUGCGUCAGAUGUUAUGAUGAUGGCGUUUACUCACACCGGCGAACCAGGAUUUUGUUUGUAUAUACCAUCAGAGUACGCUCUGCACGUUUAUGAUCGCUUAAUGGCGGUUGGAUUCGAUUAUGGGAUUCGCGAUGUUGGUAGUUUAACACAACGAUUCAUGAGAAUCGAAAAAUUUAUACCGUUUUGGGCAGAAGAUUUAACUAGAGACACUACACCAUUUGAAGCUGGUUGCAACCAUGUAGUCAAGUUAGAUAAAGAAUAUUUCAUUGGGAAAUUUGCAUUACAAAGACAAAAAGAUCAAGGAAUUACCAAAAAACUAGUCAUGUUUAUUUUGGACGAUUUAGAUCCUGACAAAGACGUAUGGGUUUGGGGCUUAGAACCGAUUUAUAGAAAUGGUCAGUAUGUUGGCAGAAUUACUUCAGCCGGGUACGGCUUUACCAUGGGCAAAUUAGUCUGUUUGGGAUACGUACAACGACCAUUUACCGAUAACCGUAACAGAAACAGUAUGAUCAUAACUAAUGAUUAUAUCUUGUCUCCGACAGCAAAAUAUGAAAUUGAUGUGGCCGGUACCAGAUUUCCGGCUACUCCGAAAAUACAUACACCAUACGUUAAUUUAAAUAUACAAAAUAUAUCUGAUCAAACACGAUACAUACCCAAAAUUAUCAUUUAAGCAUUAUUGGCUUCUCAUGUGUAUAACUUUUUAUUUGUUUUUCUUGUUAUUGCUUUAAAAAAGCUAAUGCAGACACAAUUGAAUCUCAAUACUUACGAACAAUUAACAAUAUUAGCCUUAUUUGUUAUUUAAUACUGUUAUUGUAUUGUUUAAGUUUGAUGAAUAUAGUCAUAAGAAACA